AUGGCCGACUCGGGCAGCUACAACCUCGCCGACGAGCUCCUCCUCCUCCAGGAUGAACCCUACAUCAUCCCGCACGAGGUCGCCGUCGACGACCUCGCACCCGCACAACAGCUCGCCACCUUGGACGCCGCAGUCGACACCAUCACCGCCUCGUCGGGAAACAUCACCAACCUCGAGACCUUCGACCUCUUCCGCUCCUACCUAAAGCACUUUGCCACCCUCAGCCCAAACGCAUGCCACAAGCUCCUCGAUGCCAUCCUCAGCGGUAUGACAAACGCCCUCGAAGACGCACAGAGGGAGCUCGACGGCGACGACCCAAACGCCUACGCAGGACACGCACAGCCCCUCGAGAUGUACGCGUUCCUCCUCCAGUGGUUCGUCGCAGUCGCCGAAAAGCACAGCGGAGGCAGGCAAGAGGCGGGCGCCGCAGCCGCAGCAGCCGCAGCCGCGUCCGCAUCGUCGGGCGCAGCAGCCGCCUCGGGCUCAAAGGGCGGCAGGAGAGGCGGCGGCGCAAAGGCCAACGCCUCGAGCAAAUCCACCUCGGGCAAGGCCGACGCGUGGGCCUGGUCCAACUCGAUCCCCCCGGUCCUCGCCCUCAUGUCAAAGGCCCUGCGCGUCCGGUCCGAGCGCAUGUGGACCGUCACCGCCGCCAGGGACUCGUACGUCUCCGGAUGCAUCAUGCGCCCCGCCCUCCUCCUCCAGGAAAACGAGGGCCACCUCAAGGUCCAGGCCAUCAAGCUCGGCAUCUUCAAGGUCAUCUGCCAGGCCGUCAAGGCCCACGGACAGGCGUUCAGCGCCCAGACCAGCAUCAUGCAGAGCCUCCAGUAUUACGAGCACCUGGCCGAACCCAUGGCCGAGCUGCUGGCCGUGAUGCGCGGCGAGUUCGACUACGAGCGCCUCGGCGAAGACGUCCUGCGCGAGGUGGCCGGCAAGAACUUCGGCGCCAUGGACACGAAGAGCCCGAGGAGCUUCGGCCGCUUCCUCGUGCGCAUGGCCGAGCUCAGCCCGCGCAGCGUGCUCAAGCAGAUUGCGCUCCUCCAGAAGCACCUCGACAGCGAGUCGUACCCAAUGCGCAACGCCAUGAUCGAGACCCUGGGCCUGCUCAUCCGCGAGCUCACCACCACCGACGACGCCCUCACCACCUCGUCGUCAGGCGGCACGUCUUCGUCGGCCGGAGCCGGCGGCAACGACGGUACCGCCGACGAGCAGCGCGGCAGCGUCGAGGCGCGCAAGAAGCAGAUUGAGACCUUCUUCAACCUGCUCAUCGAGCGGUUCCUCGACCUCAACUCGUACGUCCGCAGCAAGCUCAUCACCGUCUGCGCCAAGCUGUGCGACCUGCCCACCAAAUUCCCCAAGCAGCGCACAGAGAUGACCGACCUCGUCAUCCGCGCUCUCGAGGACAAGAGCAGCGGCGUCCGCAAGAAUGCCAUCGCCCUCCUCACCAAGCUCAUCCUCACCCACCCCUAUGGCGUCAUGCACGGCGGCGAGCUCAACCUGACAGAGUGGCAGAAGCGCUACGACGCCGUCAGCAAGGAGCUCGAGGCGACCGAGGGCUCGCUGGAGCUGCCUGGCGAGCAGGAGCUCGAGGACGAGGAUGGGGAGGAAGAGGAAGAAGAGGAGGAUGAGGACGAGGACGACGAGGGCGCAGACGACACCGAGGCGGCCGACGACACCAUGGACAUCGACGAAGACGACGCCGAACGGACCCCGAAGCCCAAGGCCAAGACGCAGGACAAAAAGAAGGCGGCGGCCAAGGAGGGCAAGAAAGGCCGCCGAUCCGGCGUCGACCUCGAGGCGCUCGCCGCGGCGCGUGCGCAGAUGGAGCCCGUCGACGGCGAAAAGAUCAUGAAGCUGCGCCUGACCAAGCGCUACUACGACGACGCUGUCCAGUUUAUCGUCCAGCUCGAGGGCGCCAUGCCCGUGCUGUCGCAGCUGCUGGUCUCGACCAACAAGGCCGAGGUGCUCGAGAGCAUGGAGUUUUUCCGCGUCGCCUACGAGUACCGCCUGGCGGGCGCCGCGGCCGGCAUCCGCAAGAUGGUGCACCUGAUCUGGACCAAGGACAACACGCUCGUCAUGGAGGACGGCAGCCAGCUCAAGGGCGUCCGCAGCCGCCUCAUCGAGGUCUACCGGGCCCUCUACUUUGAGGCGCGCCCCGAGCUCAGCGCCAAGGACAACGUGGCCCGCAUCGCCCGCAACAUGAUCGAGCGCACCUUUGGCGCCACGCUGGCCGAGCUGACCAGCCUCGAGGAGCUGAUGAAGACGAUGGAGUCCGAGGGCCUCGUCCACCCGGACGUGGUCGCCAAGCUGUGGGCCGUCUAUUCGGCGCCGCGCGCCAUCUCCAAGGCGCAGCGCCGCGGUGCCAUCAUCGUGCUCAGCAUGCUCGCCGUCGCUCGUCGCGAGAUUGUCUCGGAAAAGAUCGACCUGCUCCUUAAGAUCGGCCUCGGUCCACUCGGCGCGCGCGACGUGGUGCUGGCCAAGUACUCGUGCAUCGCGCUGCAGCGCGUCGGCGGCAGCGUCAAGAAGGUCAAGGGCGCGCUGAGCGACGAGAGCGUGCGGUACCCCAUGAACCACCCGAUGUUUGCGCGGCUGCGGGCGGCCAUCCAGAUGCCGAGCGAGGUGCUGCGCGGCGAGAGCAAGGGCGAGUGGUUCAGCCUCGCCGAAAACGCCAUCCAGACCAUCUACCUGCUGGGCGAGCAGCCCGACUCGCUCUGCACGGAAAUCAUCCGCAGCAUGACGAUGCGCGUCUUUGCGCCCAAGCCGGCCGCCCCUCCGGCCUCGGCAGGCGCCGACGAGGCCGGCGAGGCCCGCAGCCGCGCCAGCUCUCCCGGCAUGGACGUCGACGCCGCCUCGGACGCCGGCGGCUCUGCACGCGCCGGCUCGCCUUCGCCCAGCCCGGCGGCCAACGUGCAGGGCGACGCGUUUCAGCUCGCGCAGCUGCUCUUCGUCGUCGGCCACGUUGCGCUCAAGCAGAUUGUCUAUCUGGAGCUGGUGGAGCGCGAGUACAAGCGGCGCAAGGCCGAGGCCGAGCAGGAAAAGGCCAUGGCCAAGGCCGUGUCCGAGGGCAAGCGCGGCAAGGCGGCGGCGGCGGCCGUCGAGGAGCUCGACCAGGUCGCCGGCAACGCCGAGGACGAGAUCGGCGACGUGAUCGCCAGCAUCCGCGAAAAGGAGCUCCUCUUUGGCGACCGCAGCGUGCUGGCCGUCUUUGGCCCGCUGGUGACCCACAUCUGCAGCAGCCCAAAGUCGUACCCCAACGACUUUGUGCGCAAGGCGGCGGUGCUGACGCUGUGCAAGUUCAUGUGCGUCUCUUCGAGCUUCUGCGAGACGAACCUGGCGCUGCUGCUCCACAUCCUGUCGACGUCCAAGGACGCCGUGAUCCGGUCCAAUGUCGUGAUUGCGCUGGGCGACAUUGCCAUCUGUUUCGGCUCGCUCGUCGACGAGAACAGCGACCGGCUGUACGCGGGCCUCAACGACGUCGACCUGGGCGUCAAGAAGCACACGCUCAUGGUGCUCACCCACCUCAUCCUCAACGGCAUGAUCAAGGUCAAGGGCCAGCUGGGCGAAAUGGCAAAGUGCCUCGAGGACGACGAGCCGCGCGUCAGCGACCUGGCCAAGCUCUUUUUCAGCGAGCUCUCGACAAAGGAAAAUGCCGUGUACAACAACCUGCCCGACAUUAUCAGCCACCUCUCGAUUGGCAAGCACGCCGUCGACGAGGAGACGUUUGCCAGGACCAUGAAGUUUAUCUUUACCUUUAUCGACAAGGAGAAGCAGGCCGAAAACGUCGUCGAGAAGCUGUGCCAGAGGUUCCGACUGACGUCCGAGGAACGACAGUGGCGCGACAUUGCCUUCUGCCUCUCGCUGCUGCCGUACAAGAGCGAGCGGUCGAUCAAGAAGCUCAUCGACGGCCUGCCCUUUUACCAAGACAAGCUGCACCACGGCGAGGUGUACAAGCGCUUCCUCGAGAUCCUGGCAAAGGCGCGCACCAACAAGUCGGCGUCGAACAAGACGAGCGACGCCGACCUGCGCGAGUUUGAAGAGAUCCUCACCAACAUCGCGCAAAAGGGAGAGCAGGACGAGGCGUUCGAGGGCGCCACCCAGGCCAAAGUGGCACGGGCCGAGAAAAAGGGACGCGGCCGAGGCGCACCCGCGGCGGCGGCGGCGGCGGCGACGACGGCCGCUGCAGGAGGAGCAGGAGGUCGACGCGGUGGCGGUGGUAGACGCGCGGCGAGGGCCAGCGUCAUGAGCGAGGCUUGA
Molecule: messenger RNA, 4251 nt
Organism: Pseudozyma flocculosa PF-1
Lineage: Eukaryota; Fungi; Basidiomycota; Ustilaginomycetes; Ustilaginales; Ustilaginaceae
Exons: 4
Coding region: 1-4251 (1416 amino acids)
Biological process (GO): mitotic chromosome condensation; meiotic chromosome condensation; mitotic cell cycle
Cellular component (GO): nucleus; condensed chromosome, centromeric region
Molecular function (GO): histone binding
Source: RefSeq, a predicted model, not a curated record